Drosophila albomicans is the source of this 883-nucleotide messenger RNA. RefSeq names its product serine protease 1-like. Gene Ontology annotation, molecular function: serine-type endopeptidase activity. NCBI's taxonomy places the organism in Eukaryota, Metazoa, Arthropoda, Insecta, Diptera, Drosophilidae. Gene Ontology annotation, biological process: proteolysis. The transcript has a single exon. The coding region runs from base 31 to 825 and encodes 264 amino acids. The record is from RefSeq and is a predicted model, not a curated record.
UUGCCAUCAGUUGUUGCUUCAAACUUCAACAUGAAGACUUUCAUCGUAUUGGCCCUGGCUAUCGCAGCAGUUGCUGCCGAAACCAUUGAGCAGGUGCAUCCCAAGGAUCUGCCACAAUCCCUGAAGCUCGAGGGACGCAUUACCAACGGCUACCCAGCCUACGAGGGCAAGGCUCCCUACACUGUUGGCCUGAGCUUCAACGGUUGGUGGUGCGGUGGUUCCAUCAUUGCUCACGACUGGGUGCUGACUGCUGCUCACUGCACCAACGGUGCCAGCUCUGUGACCAUCUACUACGGUGCUACCUGGCGUACCAACGCCCAGUUCACCCACUCGGUUGGCAGCGGCAACUUCAUCCAGAACCACAACUGGCCCAACCAGAACGGCAACGAUAUCGCUUUGAUCCGUACCCCCCAUGUCGACUUCUGGAGCAUGGUCAACAAGGUUGAGCUGCCCAGCUACAACGAUCGCUACAACAUGUACGACAACUGGUGGGCUGUUGCCUGCGGCUGGGGCAUCACCUCCGACGGCGGUUCCCAACCCGACUGGUUGCAGUGCGUCGAUUUGCAGAUCAUCAGCAACAGCCAAUGUUCUCAGACCUAUGGCACCCAACCCGAUGGCAUUCUCUGCGUUUCCACUCCCGGCGGCAAGUCCACCUGCUCUGGCGACUCUGGUGGCCCAUUGGUGCUCCACGACGGCGGCAAACUUGUUGGUGUUACUUCCUGGGUGGCUGGUGCUGGUUGCACUGCUGGUCUUCCAUCUGGAUUCACCCGUGUCACCAACCAACUCGACUGGAUCCGUGACAACUCUGGUGUUGCUUACUAUUAGGCUUUUGCUGAAAUUACCGAAAAUAUAUUAAAGAUGAAUUUAGAGAGAAAUGUAAUAA